Molecule: messenger RNA, 1804 nt
Organism: Thecamonas trahens ATCC 50062
Lineage: Eukaryota; Apusomonadida; Apusomonadidae
Exons: 2
Coding region: 29-1804 (591 amino acids)
Source: RefSeq, a predicted model, not a curated record
CGAACGCUACGCGGGGUGGGGUGGAAGCAUGCUGCACUCGUUCAAGUCGUUUGUCGAGGGCUCGCUCGACAAGCUGAAGCGGACGGCAGGGACAGGACCAUCGCCGGCUCAGCUGGCGGCGCAGCUGGAGGCGCUGUCGGCCGAGCUGGGCUUCCCCGUGGCAGCGGGCGCAGGGCUGGUUCAUGGCAAGGAGGUGGCGGAUGGGGCGCUGGCUAUGGGCACGCAGCGGGUGGCGGAGCAGGCCGAGGCGCUGGAGAAGCAGGCAGCAGUGGUGGCCAAGGCUGUCGCUCAGCACUAUGAUUGGUGGGUCACCUUUGAGGCGCGCAUGCAGCUGCUGCCGGCCGUCGAGCAGUCGGUGGCAGAGGCGGAGGCCUCGGUCCAGCGAGUGUGCGCAAAGAUGGGACGGCUGGAAGAGCUACUGGAGGAGAUGGACUCGGUGGUGCUUGAGCGUGAGACGCUUGCUCUCCGAAACGCCGCCCUAAGCAAAGCGUCGUCGUACUCGACCGAGCGCCGGGCGUGGGUCGCCUCGCUCAACAUGAGCAUGGCGGCAGAGCAGAUCGCCCGUGAGCAAGCGGCACUUCAGCACGAGCUGCAAAUGGCCGAGUCGGAGAAGGCCCGCCUCGCUGUGCUGGAGCGCGAGAAGGCCCUAGUCGUUCGUGAGCAGCUCCGCCUCGAGCGCGAGCGGGUCCGCGAGGAGAAGCGGGCGGCCAAGGCAGAGAAGAAGCGGCUUCAGCGCGAGGCCAAAGAGCGCCAAAAGUCGGAACGCGCCGCCGCAGCAGCCAUUGUAGCCGCUGCCACUGCUGCCGGCUCGCCGCCAAGCGGGAGCCACGUGCCGCCCCCACGGCGGUCUGAUGCCCGCGCGAGCGGAAGCCCGCACCUGCCGCGCGGGAAGAGCCUCACUGUACUUGCCGACAAGCCGUUUGACGGUGUCGAGAGUGUAGACGGUGGAGGCACGCUGGCCGAUGGCGAGCUCAACCAGUGGCUGGCGUGGGCGCUCAAGUUUCACACGUACUCGGCUGCGCACGUCCUCCACACUCGUCGCGAGGCGCUGGCCGCGUUUGCUGCGGAAAAGGCUGAGGCCGUCGCCAACGAGGACUUUCUCAUGGCCAAGCAGUGCAAGAGUAAGAUCAACGAGCUUCUCGUCCGCGACGAAAGCGUGAUGGAGGCGUAUGCCGCCGUGGCAGCCGGCGCCCAAGUUGCCGCCGACCACGCAGCGUCGGGCGCUGGCCUGCUCUCGCUCGUACAGAUGGCCGAGAUGGAAGCCGGCGCAGUUGCACGUGAGGACUAUGGCGUUGCAUUCGCGCUCCGCCGCAUCCUGCCGCAGGCCCAGCACCUGGAGAGCCAGCUGGCCGAAGCGCUCGCGCUGGAAGACUACCCUGCCGCCGCCGCUACCCGCACCGAGUGGGACGCUGUGGUCGCCGAGCUCGAGGCUGUCCUCGGCGCUCCGCAGCCGCCGCAGCCUGGAGAGAUGGAGGUCUCCACUGAGACCCUCGAGUGGAUGCGCGAGACGUUCCCGGUCAAUCCGGACGCGCCGCUCUCGGUCGCAGAGCUGAUCCAGAUGCAGGCCACCGCCGUUGCCCGCGCCGACUACGCCGCCGCCGGCCUGUUCAAGGCCCGUCGUGAAGCGCUACAUGCCUGUCUUGCCGGCAAGGCCGAGGCCAUUGACACCGAGGACUUUGACGCCGCCCAACAGUUUAAGGUCCGCGAGCUCGAGCUGGUCAACCGUGUCUCACUCGUUGCCGCCGCCGCCGGGAGCCGAGCAGCCACUGCCAAGAGCAGAUCUGGCGACAGCGAUGAUGCGUAG